UAUUUUUCCUAUCUCUACGCCCCCGCUCUUCGCUUUCCCUUGGAGGUUCGCGUUUCCACCCGGACGAACCGGAGCGACGGACUCUCCUGGCGGUGGGCGCAGCUGUUCCUUCCCUUGCUCGCCUCAUGGCUUUCAACUUCGGGGCGGCGGCUGGCGCGGCGGCCACCCCGAACCCCGCGGGAUUUGGUGGGCUUGAAACAGCAAACUCCACUGCCAGUGGGUUUAAUUUUGGGGGUUUCGGAUUAACCGCUAGCCCUGCAGUGAAUUUUAAUAUUGGGAAUUUUGGUGUUCCUACUACCUCAACGCCACCAUUCAAUUUUGGUAACAGUCUGGCCAGCGCAGGGGCCUUUGGAGGAUUUGGGACGACAGCGACGACCGGUGGCUCCACCUUUAGCUUCUCCGCUCCUACCAACACAGGCACUGGUGGCCUCUUUGGGGCUACGCAGAACAAAGGUUUUGGAUUUGGUACUGGCUUUGGAACGGCCGCAGGCACCAGUACCGGCCUUGGAACAGGUUUGGGAACAGGUUUGGGAUUUGGAGGUUUCAACACCCAGCAGCAGCAACAACAACAGCAAACCUUAGGAGGUCUCUUCAGCCAGCCUGCACAGCCUCCUGCGCAGUCCAACCAGCUCAUCAAUACCGCCAGUGCCCUUUCUGCCCCAACCCUCCUGGGGGAUGAGCGAGAUGCUAUUUUGGCCAAGUGGAACCAGCUGCAGGCAUUUUGGGGAACAGGCAAGGGGUAUUUCAACAAUAACAUUCCGCCGGUGGAGUUCACACAGGAAAAUCCAUUCUGCAGAUUUAAGGCUGUGGGCUAUAGCUGCAUGCCCAACAACAAGGACGAAGACGGCUUGGUAGCAUUGGUCUUCAAUAAAAAGGAAACAGAGAUCCGAAGUCAGCAGCAGCAGCUUGUGGAAUCACUGCACAAACUCUUGGGUUCAAACCAGACACUCACUGUCAAUGUUGAAGGCGUAAAGACAAUGCCAGAUGACCUGACUGAGGUUGUCAUCUAUGUUGUGGAACGGUCGCCAAAUGGGACUUCCAGGCGUGUUCCUGCGACUACUUUGUAUGCGCACUUCGAACAGCCAAAUAUCAAAGGCCAACUGCAGCAGCUUGGAGUUACCCUCACCAUGGCUAGAACUGAACUUUCUCCUGCACAGAUCAAGCAGCUGCUGCAGCACCCCCCUGCAGGUGUUGAUCCUAUCAUUUGGGAACAAGCCAAAGUGGAUAAUCCAGAUCCUGAAAAGCUCAUUCCCGUUCCAAUGGUUGGCUUUAAAGAGCUCUUGAGGAGGCUGAAGGUGCAAGAUCAGAUGACGAAGCAGCAUCAAACCAGAUUAGAUAUUAUAUCAGAAGAUAUAAGUGAGCUUCAAAAAAACCAGACGACAACAAUGGCCAAGAUAGCUCAAUACAAGAGAAAACUAAUGGACCUUUCCCACAGGGCAUUACAGGUGUUGAUCAAGCAGGAGAUCCAAAGGAAAAGUGGCUACGCCAUCCAAGCGGAUGAGGAACAGCUUCGUGUGCAAUUGGAUACCAUACAAUGUGAACUUAAUGCACCUACGCAGUUCAAGGGUCGGUUAAAUGAACUCAUGUCACAGAUCAGGAUGCAGAACCACUUUGGAGCAGUGAGAUCUGAAGAGAGGUACUACAUUGAUGCAGACCUCUUGCGAGAAAUCAAGCAGCAUUUGAAGCAGCAGCAAGAAGGCCUGAGCCACUUGAUCAGUAUCAUCAAAGAUGACCUGGAAGAUAUAAAGCUGGUAGAACAUGGAUUAAAUGAAAGCAUCCCUAUCAGAGGAGGUGUCUUCAGCUGAUGGGUCCCUUCCUUUCUCCAGAAGCCAGCAGAAGAUCCUGCUUUCCUCUCCAUGACCCCGAGCUCACUAGGUGUGUUUUAAAACAAUAAACCUUAGUGUGGGUUCUGAGAGAGACCACCGGGGCUACUGGCAUUCUUCCCAUUUUUAGCAGCAUUGACCUUCAUGAAGAUUAGACUUAUAAAGCGAUGCUUGGUUUCAAAAAGAAAGACUUGAACCAUUAGAAAUCUGUUCUGUGAUCUAAACCCAUGUUUCUACAAUAUCAAGUUCAUGUUUUGGAUGAAUGUAUUAAUAUUGAUAGAAAAUACAGUUUGUUUUUUUUUUACGGGAGCCAUAAUACAAAAUAGCUGGGGGUUUUUGUGUGUGUGUGCCCACAAAACAUUGUUGAAACUUUCUAGAUAAAUUGCUUACAAAUAACUCUGAGACGUGUGCUUUGUUGGGGAAACAUCCAAGUGUCCUCUGUGCUGCUUUGGGGAAAGGUUAUGCAAAAUAAGUACAGAAGUCUCGUAUCCACAGGUGAUCCGUUCCAGGAUCAACUGCAGAUACAAGGAACCCACUGAAGACAGUGAGAGGAGAUGGUAGGUGCGUAGAUGGACUGUGGGCUGAGUUGCAGCAGCAAGCAACCAUGGAUAGCUGAAAGUGCGGAUAUGGGGGGGCCGCUUGCUGUAUUAGUGCAAAGUGAUUUUUUUUAAUAGCCAGAACCAUCAGCCUGAAUUUUACUUCUUCAGAACUCACAGUGCCACUCAUUAAAAGGUAAUAAAAACAAAUGUU
Molecule: messenger RNA, 2573 nt
Organism: Pogona vitticeps (central bearded dragon)
Lineage: Eukaryota; Metazoa; Chordata; Lepidosauria; Squamata; Agamidae
Gene: NUP54
Product: nucleoporin 54
Biological process (GO): NLS-bearing protein import into nucleus; protein localization to nuclear inner membrane; nuclear pore organization
Cellular component (GO): nuclear pore central transport channel; nuclear pore
Molecular function (GO): structural constituent of nuclear pore
Source: RefSeq, a predicted model, not a curated record